CCCAAAUAGGGGUCCUACGCCUUUAAGUGGCGGGGUCGCGCUCGCUGUGGCGAAAGUUGAUUGGGUGGAAUGAGGUUUUCCCCGCCGCGCGGAAGUGACGUGCGAAGAAGCCCACGUGUGUGUUUCUAUUCCACAUGGCGGCGCUCCGCAAGAGCCUUCUGCUGGCCGGGCCUCACGUGGGGGCCCUCGGGCACCGCGUGGGUCGGCGCGAGGCCAGUCUGGGCCCAGAUCCCGGGGUCACGGUGCGAGUGCGCUUCGCUCCCAGCCCCACAGGCUUCUUACACCUGGGUGGCCUCCGUACUGCCCUCUACAACUACAUCUUUGCCAAGAAGCACCAAGGGAGCUUCAUUCUGAGGCUGGAGGACACUGAUCAGAGCCGCCUGGUACCGGGGGCAGCAGAAAACAUUGAGGACAUGCUGGAGUGGGCAGGCAUCCCACCUGAUGAAAGUCCCCGCCAGGGUGGUCCUGCAGGGCCCUACUAUCAGUCACAGCGGCUAGCUCUGUAUGCCCAGGCCACAGAAGCAUUGCUGAAAUCUGGAGCUGCCUAUCCCUGUUUCUGUUCACCACAGCGGCUGGAGCUCCUGAAGAAGGAAGCACUGAGGAGCCGUCAGACACCUCGGUAUGACAAUCGAUGCCGGAACCUGAGCCAGGCACAGGUGGCCCAGAAGCUGGCCACAGACCCCAAGCCUGCUAUCCGCUUUCGCCUAGAGGAAGCAGUACCAGCCUUCCAAGACCUGGUAUAUGGCUGGACUCAGCAUGAAGUGGCCAGUGUGGAGGGGGACCCAGUUAUCCUGAAAAGUGAUGGCUUUCCUACCUACCACCUAGCCUGUGUGGUAGAUGACCACCACAUGAGCAUCAGCCAUGUACUUCGGGGCUCUGAGUGGCUGGUCUCUACAUCCAAGCACUUGCUCCUCUACCAGGCCCUGGGUUGGCAGCCACCUCAAUUUGCUCAUCUGCCCCUGCUCCUCAACAGGGAUGGUAGCAAGCUGUCUAAGAGGCAAGGGGACAUUUUCCUGGAACAUUUCGCUGCCACCGGUUUUCUUCCAGAAGCCUUGCUUGACAUCAUCACCAACUGUGGCUCGGGGUUUGCAGAGAACCAAAUGGGCAGGACCCUGCCGGAGCUGAUUACACAGUUUGACCUGACUCGGAUCACCUGCCACUCAGCCCUGCUGGACCUAGAGAAGCUCCCAGAAUUCAACAGGGUCACAUCAGCCGUCUGCAGGAUCUGGUCUCCCCAGUGUACUCCUACUUAUGGACCCGCCCUGCUGUCCAUCGAGCAGAGCUGGGCGCCAGCUCGGAAAAGUUGGAUGUGAUUGCCAAACACUUGCUGGGGUAAGUGCUCACAUACCUGGUUAAGGGUUGGAUGCACCCUUCUCAUUCUUUGCCCUGGCUUCUGUCCACCAGACAUUGGCUCUUGCUCCCCAUCACAAAACUGUGACAAGCUAAAAAAAAAAAAUGCUCUUUCCCUGGCUUCUCAGUUAAGGACAGCAACUCUUAAGGCCCAGGUGACUCUGCUCCCUGAGCUUCCUUUCUUCAGCUGUGUGUAAGGAAGAGAGGACCUGGCUUACUGUAGCAGUAUCAGAAUUUUUGUUUAAUUUUUUUUUAAAGAUUUAUUUAUUUUAUGUAUAUGAGCACACUGUCGCUGUCUUCAGACACACCAGGAGAGGGCAUCAGAUCCCAUUACAGAUGGCUGUGAGCCACCAUGUGGUUGCUGGGAUUUGAACUCAGGACCUCUGGAAGAGCAGUCAGUGCUCUUAACCACUGAGCCAUCUCUCCAGCCCCUUUGUUUAAUUUUUUUAAAUAUUUGUUUAGUUUUAAUUUAUGUGUAUGAGUAUUUUGCUUGCAUGUAUGCCAGUGUAUGCCAUGUGUAUACGUUUAUUGUAUUGUUAACAUGCUGAAACUUUUUAAACUUUGGCUUUAACCUGGGUUUUAGAAGUCAGGCUUUGGGUUGGGGAUUUGGCUCAGUGGUAGAGCACUUGCCUAGCAAGCGCAAGGCCCUGGGUUCGGUCCCCAGCUCCGAAAAAAACAAAAAAACAAAAAACAAAAAAAAAAAAAAAGAAGUCAGGCUUUGGAAGCAGGAAAGUUAUGGCCUGGUGCAGUCUUCCAUCUACCUAGUUCUUCUCAUAAUUUAAUUCUUACUUUCUACUUUUUUGCCCAAAUGAUAAUAUUACAGUGAUAAUGUCUGUGUGUUUUUAGAUGAUUUUUCCACUUUUUGUCUUUUUCUUUUAAGAGAUAAUUGCUGAACUGGGCAGUGGAGAUUUAGACAUUUAAUUCUAGCACUCAGGAUACAGUGGUCUUUGGAUUUUUAUAAGUUUAAGGCCAACCUAGUCUACACUAUGAGUUCUAGGACAGCCAGGGCUACACAGACAUCCCACCCCUCCCCUCCCCCCCAAAAGGACAUAGGUUCUAUAUGCUGCUUAGGCUAGUCCCAAACUAAACUCAAAUGAGUUUCUUCCUUCACCCUUUUGAGAAGCUAACACUGUAAGCAUGGACUGUUACACCCAACAGUGUAACUCGAGUUGUCUAUUCCUUGAAAGUCUCCUUAUUCCUUUCAUGGCUAACUUUACUGUAACACCACUCCAAACAAUUUAUCUAUUUAUGUACAUUAGCGUUGCUUCCUUAUUUUCAUAUUUUGCUUUUAAAAGUGACUGCACUGAAUAAACUUGCAUGGAUAUAUGACUAAGCAUGUUUGCAAGUCCAUCCCUCAAUCAGAAUCCAAGAGCUAAUAUUGUCAGUAAUUUGGGACAUUCCAUAGUAGGGUCUUUAAUUCUUUUUUGUUUGCUUGUUGUUUGAGACAGGGUCUCUGUUGGCAGUAAAAAUAAAAAAAUUGGCGGUCCGGUUCCCGCACGUACCAUGAUGGUCGCACUCUCGCUAGUUCCAGCUCCAGCGGGCCACUGGAACUAUCUCUAAUUUAUCUCAGCAGCUCCAUGCUGCCCCUAAGUACUCUCUGACCUAGGCAACCAUCUCUCUAUCCAUCUAGUUUCCAGAGCAGGUUGUUACCACACCAGGCUUACACAUCUCAAUACCAUGGCAGGCCAUAUACUCUCUUGAACUCAAUUAAGUCGACACAUGAGAGAACACACCACACAAUAUCCUCUGAUCCAAUUGAUAAGAUAUAAUUUGCCCAUCUAGACAGCACAAAAUCCUGUACACACCCAUCCCUUAAGAAUAGUCGUAACAGGGUUGGGGAUUUAGCUGAGUGGUAGAGCGUUUGCCUAGGAAGCGCAAGGCCCUGGGUUCGGUCCCCAGCUCCGAAAAAAAGAAAAAGGAAAAAGAAUAGUCGUAACAGCCUGUGACUAUGCGUUCACAGAGAAGAAUCUUAACAUCUGCUGCCAUGUUCUCUCAGUUCCUCCCUCUUCCAGCUUCCUCUUCCUCCCUAAAACCUUUCUCCCACCCUUUCUUCUUGUCCAGUGACAGGCCUCAUUCUAUCCUGUACCUGUCUUCACCUGCAUAAUGGCAUCAACCUACAGGUUUCACUCUAUAGCCUUGACUGUUAUAGAACUCACUAGUUAGACCGUGCUGGCCUCAGACUCACAGAGAUCUACCUGUUCAUGCCAUCUAAGUGCUGGGAUUAAGAUGUGCUAUCAUAUCCAGGUUUUUGUUUUUUGUUUUUGUUUUUUUUAAUGCUUGUAAAUAUAUACACAUGAUGUAGUACCCAUGGAGGCUAGAAAAAAUUGAGCCACCCAGCUUCCUCUGAAAGAGCAAUAUAUGCUCUUCACUGCUGAACCAUCUCUCCAACUAUUAAUUCCAAUUCACCAAGAUCAUGUCUUAACUUCUCCUCUUCAUUUUGGGUUAGAUUUCAGAGUCUGGGACUCCUACUCAAGUCAGGAAAGCUGACACCCAAAUGCCUAGGAGCCACCAGACCACUAGAAGUCCCUUUUGUCCCAUAGCCAAGUUCUCAGCCAGCUCUGGCAUGUCCUGGGCUGCCAUUAGCAGCUGCCUAGGGCCUGUCCUGAUCCUUGGCAGUUUCCUUCUCUGAACACAGUGACAUUAGAGAAUGACUGUCCAUAUUCCUCCUAUAUUGCAUUUUGUAUUUUUAGUAUUUUAUCUCCUUGAUUUUAUAAAUAGCAAUGAUCCUAGUUAAUGAUUGGCUUUGUCCAGGAGAACUUCUAUAAUAAGAAUACCACAGACUUCUGUAAAAAACAGUUUUGAAGCUGGGGUCUACAGACAAGUGCCAGCUGAGUCUGGCAGGCGAUGGCAGACUUCUAGGCUUUGUCCUCACGUACUCAGCUGCUGAAGUCUGGCAGUUGUUAAAGAAAGCUGUGCAUACUAAAAGACUGUUUUCUUCAUAAGACUGCCACUCAACCCACUCAGGAGCAGGGGUUCUUCUACUGAAACAUUGUUAUAGCACCUCUGUCCUGUUAUUUUAAAAGUGGUGGGGUUUUAGUUUGUGUGUGUAUGUGUGUGUGUGCAUGUGCGCGCGCAUAUAGAUGCCAAAAGAGACUAUAGACUCCUUGGGACUGAAGUUCUAGGCAGUUAUAAGCCACCCAACAUAGGUGCUGAGAGCUAAGCUUGGGUACUCUAGAAGCAGUAAGUGAUCAUAACUGCUAAGCCAUCUCUCCAGCCUCUGGGAUAUACUCUUAAGGGGCCUGGGAAGCUGCAAUAGAAUAUACCCACCCACCACCUCACUCAGAGGUAGGGUGUAUAGCAGGACUUCCUAGUACUUACCAGUGGUUAAAUACUGAUACAGAAACUUAUUAAUGUUUAUUAAAGCUUAGGCAGAUGGCUGGGCAGAUUCUUAGCCAGCUCAUCUGAGUUAUCCCUACUAUUCUAGCCCAUGUCCCACCGCCAUGUGGCUAGUUCUUUACUUCCCUCUCAUCCUGAGUAUGUCUGUUCCUCUCCAUGUCCUGCUGGCAAAUCUCCCACUUCCUCAACUUCUCAUUUCUUCUCCCAGAGACCCUCUCUCUGCCCAGAAGUUCCACCUUUCACUUCCUGCCCAGCUAUUGGCCAGCAGUCUUUAUUAAAACCAAUAAGCAAGUAAGGAAGGUGGGAAGGUGUUUAUAAAAUAUGAGGCUUAUGGUGGACCACAGGAAUAACAACACCAAGAUCUGCCAGGACUCAGCUCUUUGCAGGUUUGACAAUCAACAAUUGAAUGUACAGACAACCUUUACACAAUGUACAAAAGGCACCCCAAACAGUGGUGAAUGGUUUACAAGUCCAGCUCUCACUAGUUGGGAACCACUCAGAACUCAGAAUGUGCUUUUGGCAAAGGGUAUUAGCUUGACUUUUGGGAACAUGAGGGUGAUUGCUGGCCUGUGGAGUUUGGAGUCUUUGUAUUUCUUUUGUUUGUUUGUUUGUUUUUUUGAGCCAAAAUUUCUCUGUGUAGCCCUCGCUGUUAUCCCUACUAUUCUAGCCCAUGUCCCGCCGCCGAACUCACUUUGUAGACCAUGCUGGCCUUGAACUCGCAGAGAUCCUCCAACCUCUGCCUCCUGAGUGCAUGUGCCAUCACGCCUGGUGACCCUUCGUGUUUCUGUUUGUGAGGAGUCUCUACCUAGCAUGUUUCUAGUGGAGCUGUUCUGGAACUGGUGUUUCCUGAUGUCUACUUUCUAUUUCUCUGUGCUACCGUCUCUUUGACAUAUUUUGAAGCUGCUUCAAGUAACUCCUCAGGGAUUACCCAUUUUUGCAGUCUGUAUUCUAAGUUUUCACUUUAAGUUCUCCUCCAAUGUCUGAGAGCUAUUGGGUGUAGUAAAUGCUAGCUAAGUUUAAGCUUUUAUUGAAACAUAAUAUACAAUAUUUUUGAGUGUUUACUGUGAGUUUAGGGCUUUACUUAGUGCUGGUCAUAUUUUAGCUCUCUGUCACCUCCCUAUCAGUACAGGUGCUAUUAUUGUCCCUAUGUUAUUGAGUCAGUUAUAGGGACUACAUGGCAGUUAGUAAAUUCUCUUAUUAUAGUUCUUAUUUUUAUUUUUGACAUUUAUUUACUUUGUGUGCAUGGAGAGAGGGCACAUGCCAUGGCACAUGAGUGUAAACGUCAGGAUAAACUUGGGAGAAGUUAGUUCUCCUUCCACAAUGUGGGACCUGGGGAUUGAACUCAAUUCAACCAGGCUUGGUGGCUGCCUUUUUGGUGUCCUUUGAGUGACCUAUAUCUUACUACUUGCCUGGGCCACCUGUUUAUGUAGUUCCAUCACUGAUGCAUGCGUAUGAUAGAUUGGUGUAAAGCUCCUCCCCUCAGUAAACUGUUAGUGCUGUAGGCGAUUGACAAUCUUCUGAAGCUUGCUCUCCCAUCAGGAUCAACAUUCCACCUACUCUACCCCCACAGCUGCCUGCCGAGGCACUCACUCUGUAGACCAGGCUAACCUCAGAGUUAGAUUCUCCUGCCUCUGCCUCCUGAGGUCUGGGAUUAAAGAUUUGUACCUUCAUGCCUGGCUCAGACUGGCUCUCUUUUAGGCUUUUAGAAAGACCUGGUUUAAGCCUAACUCAGGAUGUGGUGAACAGAGAACUGAAGAAGUUGUCAGAAGGCCUGGAAGGCACCAAGCAUAGCAGCGUGAUGAAGCUCCUCCGGAUGGCCCUCAGUGGACAGCU
This is a messenger RNA of Rattus norvegicus (Norway rat), 6519 nucleotides long. The record is from RefSeq and is a predicted model, not a curated record. NCBI's taxonomy places the organism in Eukaryota, Metazoa, Chordata, Mammalia, Rodentia, Muridae.